CCACACACACACACACACACACACACACACUCUCUCUCAAACACAUUCACACUCUCGGUGGAGAGCAGAGGGGACGCUGUCUCUGUUCUGGACUGACAGAAGCUCUGCUUUCCUCCUUGCAGUCUUUCGAAAUCGCCCAUGAAUUCCCUCGCGUAAAGCGGCGCGAGCGUCCGUCCUCUUCCGUCUGCACGGGUUAAAGAAAGAAACCUCCUCGCCAUGAACGGCAUGAGCAGUUGCGGUUUCCUGAAUAUGGCGACGACUGGAGACUUCGACCCUCUCAACGCUACUAUUCCUGCUACAAAAGUUGAGAUUACAGUCUCGUGCAGAAACCUUCUUGACAGAGACACAUUUUCCAAAUCAGAUCCAAUCUGUGUGCUGUACACCCAAGGCAUUGGCAACAAAGAGUGGCGAGAGUUUGGGCGGACGGAGGUUAUUGAUAACACUUUGAACCCGGAUUUUGUGCGGAAAUUUAUAUUGGACUACUUCUUUGAAGAAAGACAGAACUUAAAGUUUGAUCUGUAUGACGUCGAUUCCAAGAGCUCCAACCUUUCAAAACAUGAUUUCCUUGGCCAGGCCUGUUGUACGUUGGGAGAGGUGGUGGGAUCAUUGGGUGGUCGUAUGGAGAAGGCUCUUGGGGGGAUUCCAGGGAAGAAAUGUGGGACGAUUAUUGUGAAGGCCGAGGAGCUUAGCAACUGCAGGGAGUCUGUGAUGAUGCAAUUUUGUGGCAACAAACUGGACAAAAAGGACUUCUUUGGCAAAUCGGACCCCUUCUUAGUGUUUUAUCGCAGCAAUGAGGAUGGAACAUUUACUAUUUGCCAUAAGACAGAGGUGGUGAAGAACACGCUGAACCCUGUGUGGCAAGCCUUUAAAAUCUCCGUCAGAGCUCUUUGCAACGGCGAUUUUGACAGAACGAUCAAGGUUGAAGUGUAUGACUGGGAUCGGGAUGGCAGUCAUGACUUCAUUGGAGAAUUCAGCACAAGCUACAGAGAACUGUCAAGAGGCCAGUCACAGUUUAACGUGUAUGAGGUCAUAAACCCUAAGAAGAAAGGCAAAAAGAAAAAAUAUCUCAACUCUGGAACUGUGACAUUGCUAUCGUUUCUCGUUGAUACUGAAGUCACCUUCCUGGACUUCAUCAAAGGCGGGACUCAGAUUAAUUUCACAGUGGCGAUUGAUUUCACAGCUUCUAACGGCAACCCAGCGCAACCCACUUCCCUCCAUUACAUGAAUCCCUAUCAGCUCAACACCUACGCCAUGGCACUCAAAGCCGUGGGGGACAUCAUACAGGACUAUGACAGCGACAAGAUGUUCCCUGCUCUGGGUUUUGGAGCCAAGCUGCCUCCUGAUGGGAGAAUAUCCCAUGAGUUUGCCCUGAACGGAAACCCUCAGAAUCCAUAUUGCAAUGGCAUUGAUGGAGUCAUGGAGGCAUAUUACCAGAGUCUCAAAUCUGUUCAGCUCUACGGUCCCACCAAUUUCUCACCUGUCAUUAACCAUGUAGCCAGAUACGCUGCCUCAGUAAAGGACGGAUCACAGUACUUCAUCCUCCUCAUCAUCACGGAUGGAGUGAUAUCAGAUAUGGCCCAGACAAAGGAGUCCAUUGUCAAUGCUGCAUCUCUUCCCAUGUCAAUUAUUAUUGUUGGAGUUGGACCAGCCGAGUUUGAUGCCAUGAUCGAGUUGGAUGGUGAUGAAGUCAGAAUCUCAUCGAGGGGCAGAUACGCUGAGAGAGACAUCGUACAGUUUGUUCCAUUCAGAGACUACAUUGAUCGCACCGGGAAUCACAUCCUCAGCAUGGCCCGCUUGGCCAAAGAUGUUCUUGCAGAGAUCCCAGACCAGUUCCUAUCCUAUAUGAGGACCAGAGGAAUCAAGCCGUCUCCCGCUCCCCCUCCGUACACACCCCCAGGACACCCGCUGCAAACUCAGAUCUAAAAUGGGCCCAGGAGCGAGCCUUGCAGUAUCUCAGUAUCGCUUUCUCAAUUGCUCAGUGAGAUGAAGUUUUCCUCAGCUCUCAGCUUUUUCUGUCCCUUUCUCUUUGCACUAUUGGGGCUGUAGAUGAACAACAUGGUUAGACAGGGUUCUGAGAACAGGUUUACUUCCAUUACAGGCAAUCCCUGUCAGGAUGUCUCUCAGUUUCACUCAUUGUCUCUUAAUGCCUGGCUAGCUCGUUUCUGAUGGCCAAACUGUAGAAUGAACUUCGCAUUUCUGGUCAACGCUGAAAAGAAGUAUAGUUAUGUGAAGGUAGGGAAAGGCUAAAAAUUGAGCUGACGAUAUUGCUCCCUGUCUCAGAACAGUAGAGCAGCUUCCUCUUCCUCAGACCAGGAAAAGGCUAACAAAUCACCAGUCACAAACAGACUGUUGUAAAUAACUCUUGAAGUAGACUUCUUCCGUCAUUUCUUAUCUCUUCCUCUUCUUUCUUCUCUGAGAUCUCACUCAAUGUUUACAUGUUGAUGAUUUUCUUACUGUUGGAUCUAACUUUUAUAAGCGUAUAUCUUUAACAUGAACUUUGCCGUGCAAAUAUUCGCAGUGUGUUAUCUUUGCCAUGCCUAUCAGGUCGCAGGGGCUGGUGUUGCUGCGGAAAACCACAAUUCUUGCAUGGAAAUGGUGUGCUCAGGCAUGCGAUGCAUGUUGUGCAGCGUUCAUGUUAUUUAGCCUUUUCUCGUUCUCUCUUUUCUCUCACUCACAUUUUUUUUUUUUUGCCCUGGCACAAGCACAAUAGAUGGGCACCAUUGUGUAUAAAGAACCUCAUAGGACUCAAUGUGCUUCAUUGCAUUUAAAUCUGAGCAGCUGCUCUCAAAUAAGAGCCCAGUGGUCAAAAACACAGAUGCCAUUGUUAUUUUGUGUCUUAAAACUUUGUGUCUUAUGGGUGUUUUGUAAUUUUCUGUUGAUUUGGUGAUUCUGUAUUAUGUUUUUCCAUUAUUAUGUAUAUUCAUCCAUUAUAUUUAAUCAUUACCUGGUAGAGUUGCCCAAAGAUAGUGUCAAAAAAGCACAAAGAUAAUGACGAAAUCCUUCAUUUUGGAUUUCUUUGUGAAUAUUUAAGUGUCAAAACCGGAUAAGAUGCAGAAUUAUACGCCAAAUUUAAGUUGAUGUUGUUGUUUUUUUUCUAGAAAUGUUUUUGCUAUCCCCUUAUUUUAUGAAAUGUGCUGCUAGUAUCAGGAAAAUAAUUAUUUAAAGUCUCCCCUUACCCAAAUACUCACAAAAACUGGAACCCUAGUUAAAAAAAAAACUGGAACACUAGUUCACACACAACUGGUAAACUAGUUCAAACAUGACUGUUGUUCGAAUGUUUUUAGAAAAAGGAUGAAGUGAAUAAUAUUGACUCCUAGUUUAUGAUGAUUCACUUCAUUUAGUAGAUUUUGUUUUCUCAUUGUAAAAUAAUAAAACUACAUGUUUUUGGGCCAAAACAUUCACACAGCAAAUGGGACUCUUCUAGUAUGUAGCAACUCAUUUUUUCUUCAAACUAGUGGGGUGAACUAUUUUGGGUAACAGCCUCAUGUUGAAGUGGAACGUUCCCUGAUUAACUGCUAUUCGGGAAUUCAAGAUUGUCAUUCCAGUUGUACUGCUUUGUCACACAUACAAUAUUCACGAGAUAUUAACUCAUAAAAUCGCCCCAAAAAAGCAUUUAGACACUUGUGCCAAUCUGCUGAACCAAUGUAUGAAUGUCAUUACAAAAACAUAAUUUUUAUGAAUUUUUACAAGACAACAAAUAUCAAAACUGAAAAUGAUCAAAUCAAAUCAAACAAACAAAAAGUAUUGGAUACUUUGUGGUUGUUAGAACAUGUCCAUUUCGAUUUAUACAUCAUCUGAAAGAUAAAAAAUAAGCUUUCCAUUGAUGUAUGGUUUUAGUGUUAGGAUAUGACAAUAUUUGACCGAGAUAGAACUAUUUGAAAAUCUAGAAUCUGAGGGUGCAAAAAAAAAAAAAACAAUCUAAAUACUGAGAAAAUUGCCUUUAAAUUUGUCCAAAUGAAGAUCUCAGCAAUAUAUAUUACGAAUCAAAAAUUAAGCUUAAAUAUAUUUAUGGAAGGACAUUUACAAAAUAUCUUCAUGGAACAUGAUCUUUACUUGAUAUCCUAAAGAGUUUUGACAUAAAAUUGAUCAUUUGGACCCAUACAAUAAAUUUUUGGCUAUUGCUAAAAAUAAUCCCAUGCUACUUAUGACUGGUUUUGAUGACAUAUUAAUAUUAUAAUAAAAAUGCUUUGUUAACCGAUUUUCUUUUACUAUCUUCUUUAGUAUGCACAAUCAGUCUACAAAUAUUCUUUACAGCAUUUAAGCAUACCGCUUAAAUUAAAAGGUCGCAAGUUCAUUCAUAAGCCACACUCCUUUUUAACUAAUCUUGAAUUUUGUAAGCAUUGAACUGCACAGAAUAAUAGCUGAAAAAUGAUGCAUGUGUGAGAAAGCAGCACUUGUCGCUGGGAGGGUCGGUUGAUGAUAUUAUCUCUCUUUUAGGAAUGUUGGUUCUCAGCAUUCCUUUACUUUCCUUCAGCUCUCUUCCUCUCUGCAUUGCUGGUGCCACGGCAAAUGCCACUUUGGCAAGCUCAUUCACCUGUGAGUAUGAACCUGCACGUGUGUGUGUGUGUGUGUGUGUGUGAGACAGAGAGAGAGAGAGAGAGAGAGUGGAUGUCAGCUCAUCAAGCAUAAUCAAAGUGUUUUUAAAUUUGUGACUUGACUCACAUGAAAUUUGUUUACUGACGAUAUCCAAAUAUUAUAUUGUAUGCUAUUCAUAUCUAAAUA
Messenger RNA from Carassius auratus (goldfish), 4722 nucleotides. Its product is annotated as copine-8. Bases 217 to 1923 code for a protein of 568 amino acids. Gene Ontology annotation, molecular function: calcium-dependent phospholipid binding. The transcript is spliced from 20 exons. Gene Ontology annotation, cellular component: plasma membrane. Lineage: Eukaryota; Metazoa; Chordata; Actinopteri; Cypriniformes; Cyprinidae. The record is from RefSeq and is a predicted model, not a curated record. Gene Ontology annotation, biological process: cellular response to calcium ion.